AUGCUUAAAAAACUCAAGAAUCUUGACCAAGACAAAAACAACCUGGUCAAGUUUGUGGAUCGUUUUAAGUAUGGAGUAUAUGUUUGUUUGGCAUUUGAGCUGCUGGACAGAAGUCUCUAUGAUUUCAUGAAGCAGAGGUACUUCAAGCCACUGCAUGUGUCUCAGAUUCAUCGAAUCGCUCAACAGAUGCAUGUGGCUAAGAAUGCCCUCAAGAGCAUUAGUCUGGUUCAUGCAGCCAUCAAGCCAGACAUCAUGUUCAUCAAUCAUCAGUCGCAGCCAUUCAAGCUGAAACUGAUUGAUUUUGGUUUGGCAGCACCAGUCUCUGCCCUCUACAGAGCCCCUGAGGUUAUCUUGGGCCUUCCAUUGAAUGAGGCUGUAGACAUGUGGGCUAUUGGCUGCACUUUGGCCUAUAUGUACCUCGGACAGGACUUUUUUUGUGUCGCUGCUUUUACGACCCACCAGGUGGUGUGCAUCAACAACAUCAACUUCCAGAGGAAGUCUGUCAUCGGCUACGUCGAGCUGACCAUUUUCCCCACAGUGGUCAACCUGAACAGGAUCAAGCUUAACAGUAAACAGUGCCGCAUUUACAGGGUUCGAGUCAAUGAACUUGAAGCUCCAUUCAUUUACAAUGACCCCACACUGGAGGUGUGCCACCAUGAGUCCAAGCAGAGGAACCUCAACUAUUUCUCUAGUGCCUAUACAGCAGCAGUGAGUGCUGUGGACCCUGAUGCAGGACAUGGGGAACUGGUCAUCAAAGUUCCCUCUGAACUCUGGAAACAAGGAGAUGAUUUGAAAGUUUUAAAGGUGUACAUAGAAUUUUCCCUGGACCAGCCAAAAGGGGGUCUUCACUUUGUUGUUCCCGAUGUGGAGGGCAGCAUGGCAGAGAGAGGAGCUCAUGUGUUUUCCUUUGGAUAUCAGAACUCUACCAGAUUCUGGUUCCCUUGCGUGGACUCUUACUCAGAGCUGUGUACAUGGAAGCUAGAAUUCACAGUGGACGCUUCCAUGGUGGCAGUGUCCUGUGGAGAUCUGGUGGAGACCAUCUACACCCAUGACAUGAGGAAGAAGACUUUCCACUAUGUCCUCCCCAUUCCCACAGCAGCCCCCAACAUCUCCCUGGCUGUGGGGCCCUUUGAAAUCCUUGUAGACCCCUAUAUGCAUGAGGUGACCCAUUUCUGCCUGCCGCAGCUACUGCCACUGCUCAAACACUCGAUGUCUUACCUGCAUGAGAUUUUUGAGUUCUAUGAAGAGAUCCUGACAUGCCGCUACCCUUAUUCCUGCUUUAAGACUGUGUUUGUGGAUGAGGCUUAUGUACAAGUGUCCUCCUAUGCCUCCAUGAGCAUCUUUAGCACCAACCUGCUCCACAGUGCAAUGAUCAUAGACCAGACCCCACAGACCCGUCGUUGCCUGGCCCAGGCCUUGGCUCAGCAGUUCUUUGGCUGUUUCAUCUCCAGGAUGUCAUGGGCUGAUGAGUGGGUGCUGAAGGGAAUCUCAGGUUACAUCUACGGCCUCUACCUGAAGAAAACCUUUGGAGUCAAUGAGUAUCGGCACUGGAUCAAAGAGGAGCUGGAUAAAAUUGUGGACUAUGAGCUGAAGAUGGGAGGGGUUCUGUUGCACCCAACGUUCAGUGGAGGCAAAGAGAAAGACAACCCAACUCCCCACCUUCACUUCUCCAUCAAGCACCCCCACACAUUGUCUUGGGAGUACUACAAGAUGUUCCAGUGUAAGGCCCACCUGGUGAUGAGGUUGAUAGAAAACAGGAUCAGCAUGGAGUUCAUGUUGCAGGUUUUCAAUAAGCUCCUGAGUCUGGCCAGUACGGCCUCAUCACAGAAGUACCAGAGUCACAUGUGGAGCCAGAUGCUCUUGUCCACCCACGCUUUCCUCAAAUCCAUCUCCAAUGUCUCUGGCAAAGACAUCGGCCCACUCAUCAAACAAUGGGUAGACCAGAGCAGUGUGGUGAAAUUCUUCGGAAGUUUUGCCUUUAACAGAAAGAGGAACGUGCUAGAGCUGGAGAUCCGUCAGGACUACACAUCAUCUGGAACUCAGAAAUAUGUGGGUCCCAUCAAGGUAACAGUGCAGGAACUGGAUGGAUCCUUCAACCACACACUGCAGAUAGAGGAGAACAGUCUCAAACAUGACAUCCCCUGCCACUCCAAAAGUAGACGAAACAAGAAAAAGAAGAUCCCUCUGAUGAAUGGAGAGGAGGUUGACAUGGAUUUGUCAGCCAUGGACGCUGACUCUCCCCUCCUCUGGAUCCGGAUUGAUCCAGACAUGUCCAUUCUGAGGAAGGUGGAGUUUGAGCAGGCUGACUUCAUGUGGCAGUAUCAGCUGCGCUAUGAGAGGGAUGUAGUUGCACAGGAGGAGGCUAUCUCAGCGCUGGAAAAGUUCCCAACUCCUGCCUCCAGACUGGCUCUGACUGACAUCCUAGAGCAAGAACAGUGUUUCUACAAAGUCCGCAUGCAGGCCUGCUUCUGUUUAUCCAGGAUAGCCAAUGCCAUGGUGAGCACAUGGCAGGGCCCGCCAGCUAUGAAGUCCCUGUUCACCAGGAUGUUCUGCUGUAAGAGCUGCCCCAACAUUGUCAAGACCAACAACUUCAUCAACUUCCAGAGCUACUUCCUACAAAAGACGAUGCCAGUUGCCAUGGCGUUACUCAGAGAUGUCCAGAACCUCUGUCCCAAAGAUGUCCUCAACUUCAUACUUGACCUCAUCAAGUAUAACGACAACAGAAAAAACAAAUUUUCAGAUAACUACUACCGUGCAGAUCUGAUUGAAGCGCUGACUAACUCUCUGACCCCAGCUAUCAGCAUUAACAAUGAAGUGCGGACAGUGGACAAUUUAAAUGCUGAUGUCCGUCUCAUCUUGGAGGAAAUCACCCGAUUCCUUAACAUGGAGAAGCUGCUGCCAAGCUUCAGAAACACCAUCACUGUCAGUUGUCUGAGAGCAAUUCGUCAACUUCAGAAGAACGGGCAUAUUCCCAGCGACCCGUCACUAUUCAAGUCCUACGCUCAGUAUGGACACUUUGUAGACGUUCGCAUCGCAGCACUGGAGGCUCUGGUGGACUAUACAAGAGUUGAAAGAAGUGCAGUGGAGCUGCAGUGGUUGCUCAUCAUGGUCCAGAAUGACCCAACUCAUUAUGUCAGACAUAAGAUCCUGGGUAUGCUGUGUAAGAAUCCACCUUUCACAAAGACAACAGACUCCACUCUGUGUAAUGAAGCACUUGUCGACCAACUCUGGAAGCUCAUGAACUCAGGUACCUCACAUGACUGGCGGCUGCGCUGCGACGCUGUGAACCUCUACUACACAUUGUUUGGCCUGACCCGACCUUCCUGCCUGCCACUGCCAGAGCUGGGCCUUGUGCUCAACCUGAAGGAGAAGAAGGCUGUGCUCAACCCAACCAUCAAGCCUGAGCUGGCGGUCGGCACUGUUAUGGACACACCUGCCAGUAUAGGUAUCCAUGGUGUCGGCAUGAGCUACACAGCGGUGGAUGAGGAGCCAGAUCCCAUCUCAUUAGGGGUAUGUGGGGUGGGCCAGCCACCUCAGGGCCUGAAGAGGAAGGCUGAGACCCCGCUGGGCUCCCCCCCAGAGCCAGGACAGGUUCUGCAACAACAGGAUGAUGAUGGAAGAGGGGGGCGCUACAAAAUCAGGUUUAACACCAUGGAAGAUGAAGAUAUUGAUAUGGAGACUGUUCAUGAUAGUCAGGCCUUCAUUCACCAUCAUCUCAAUCUGUUAGAGAGACCCUCUACACCAGGUAAGGAGCCACCAUCAGUUGAACAGUCCAUGCUCUCUAUGCCGGCCACGCCGGUGCCGUCCUUCUCUAAAGAGGCCACCUCCUCGGCCUCCAAACACGGCAGCGAGCACAGCCACCACCACCACCACCACCACCACGAGCACAAGAAGAAGAAGAAAAAGCACAAGCACAAACACAAGCACAAGCACAAACACGAAAGCAAGGACAAGGAGAAGGAGAGAGAGAGGGACAACUCGCACGCCUACAGCAACAGCCCAGCCAGUGGCCGAUCCCUGCGCUCGCCAUCUCUGUCUGACUAAACAUCUGGACAGAAGUUUGGCUCAGUCGCAGUUAGCUGGAUACAUCCAUCUUGCUGCAGCAGGUUUGGACAGUGAGCAACAUUACUCAGUAAUGAAUGAAUGAGGAAAACUCACGUGGACAAAAUGUUAGAGGAAAGUAUAGUGUUGAAGUGUAAUCCUCCAAUAAAUGGAAACACUUAAUUCCUGAGCAGAAACAGUAGUCUGACUCUCAGGAGGAAACAUGGAGUGCAGUGUCAUUAAGGUAAACCUCCAGAGGCGUCCACCACACACACACACACACACACACACACACACACACACACACACACACACACACACACAGCCUGGAGGAGUUUGUGGACUUUUAACACCGCUUCCAGGCCGUCUGGGGCGUGCAACCACAUACACCUUCCUCCACAAACGGUCAAACACAGUCUUAGCUGACCUCGUACACCCCCCACCCCUGCAGAGACACCACUCUGGUGUGCCUCAUCCCCACAGCUCAAUCCCAGCAUUCAGUGAGUGGCUUCUGAGGGGAAACAAGGUUGAUGGGUGGUGUGGAUUUAACCAUCCUGUCUGGACUGGGCCUCUGGUGUCUUAACACACUGAAAAUGACAUUUCCCCGUCUGCUUACAGAUGAAAAUGAAACAGAGGAAUUUCACUGUACUGUACAAUUGAAGCUCAAAUAAUACUGGUGUGUUUUUUUUAAAUACUCUGUGUUUCCCAUCUGUCAUCAUUGAUUAAAGAUGCUUUUAUAUUCAUGAAUGUUUUGACUAGAUUGAAUCCAGCUCCACAAAGGCAUUCAUGGCUGGGUUUACUCUGGCUCUGUGUCUUAGGGUUGAUUAGGUGGUUUUAAACAAUGAAAAGAACAUGCAGAAUUCAAUAUUCACCAUUUAGAUAACCAGGCAGGUAUUAAAACUGUGAUUUGAGUGGUUAAAAAACGGUUCUCUUGUGUAAUCAGCCUUCCAAUUUUAUCUUGAUUUCCCUAAAAAAAAAAUCAAUAAAAGACAAAGAAAGUCUUAGCAUUUAUGUUAAGAUUCUUGACACUGGUUAA
Messenger RNA from Lates calcarifer (barramundi perch), 5077 nucleotides. RefSeq names its product TAF2 RNA polymerase II, TATA box binding protein (TBP)-associated factor (gene taf2). Bases 1 to 4044 code for a protein of 1347 amino acids. Gene Ontology annotation, cellular component: transcription factor TFIID complex. Gene Ontology annotation, biological process: transcription initiation at RNA polymerase II promoter; protein phosphorylation. The transcript is spliced from 27 exons. The record is from RefSeq and is a predicted model, not a curated record. Gene Ontology annotation, molecular function: protein kinase activity; RNA polymerase II general transcription initiation factor activity; transcription cis-regulatory region binding. NCBI's taxonomy places the organism in Eukaryota, Metazoa, Chordata, Actinopteri, Centropomidae.